UGACCAGUCCUCACAAGUCACAAGUCACAACCUUCGUUUUUACUUUUUAAGCGCGCUCUCUCUCUUCGAGCCUAUUCUCCUCGUCUUUGUUUGAUCUUCUUUAAGCGCGCGCUCUCUCUUCGAUCUCGAUCUCUCUCUCCGACCUCACUCUGUCUCACCGGUUCACUGCGAACGUGUCUCUCUCUGCUCGGCCCCCUUGCUGAAAAGCAUUCGUGGGAAAGAGUAAAAACAGAGAAGAAACAAGAGGAUGGAAUUGUCGGUGAGCUCAAUAUGUGACUCAGAGAUCCCUCUUCAACUGCGCAAAAUUGAUGACUUGGUCGCUUCAUCCUCCAAAUCCCUUCAAUCCCUCAAGUCCACCGCUCAUGAAACAGCUCAACUUCAAGGGAAAUUGGAAGAGGCUAAAGGUAAAGUUAGGGAAGCCGAGGAUGAUUUGGUCAAAGCAAUUGCAGUUAAGACCCGCAAAGAAGCCAAACGAAUGGCCUUGUUGGAUGCUAUUGCCUCUGCAAAGGCUAGAGUGGAAGGCCUUAAGGCAAGCAUUGAGCAGAAGCAGACAAAGAAACAAGAGUUUGCGGAAUUUCUCGCUCAACAGUCUCUUGCUUUGACAGCAUCUGAAGGGAGGACAAAUGAAGGAAUUGAACAAGAUGAAACACAGGAGGCCAUCUCUUGGUACAAUAGGGUCCUUGGCUUUCAUGUUGAAGGUGGACACGGAGUAAAAUUCACAUUCAAGAAUAUAAACAUGAACAACCCAAAUGAGGAAUAUUCUUUUACCAUCCGCCAUGAAAACAAUACUUACACAUUGUUAAGUUGUGAACCUUCCCUUGAAAACACAGAAGAUCUGAUCCAUGAAUUAAACAAGACAAAUGGGUUAUUUAAAUUUGCUAGAGUAAUGAGGAAAAAGUUCCAGGAGGCAGUGAUACAAGGGGGUUUUGUUCAGACUACAGUUGAACAUGAAGAAUCUAUGUUGAUGUCUGCAUCUGCUCCAGUUUUAUCAAUGUCAUCUGCUAGAAGUGAUACUACAGCUGAGGGAAUCAAUGAUCAUGUUGAACCUGUUAAAGUUAAUUCAAAUAUUAACAAACAACAUAUUCAAAGAAGGGUAAAUUCAGGAAUUCUAUCUCCUGGUUCCGCAUCAUCCAUUCGCCGGUCUCCUCGUUUGAAGGCCAUGAGAUGAAUCCAAAUGGAGGAUGCUUGCCUCCUCAUUUUAUGAUGCAUGCUGAGUUUGCUGAAGUGAUCUUUAUAGGCAUGACUUAUGGUUAACGUUGCUAAGAGCUAACAGAUUGACACUUCAGAUUUAUUUACCUUCUCGAUGUCUGUAUAUAGCAGAUUAGAGAUCUCCAGAAAAUGGAUAUUGUAUCUUAUUAUGUAUUGGGAAACAGGAAUUUAAUGUAGCUUUUUUGAAAAGCCGUGUUCCUUAUGUGGAAAUUGCUUUUUUUUUUUUUUAUCCCCCUCUCCCUCCCUUGAUAUCCGUCGUUAUGGACUUAUGGUACCAAUAUCUUGCAUUGGCUUUGUAAAUGAAGCAGUGUAUUCAGUUAGAUCUCCAUGGUUUGUGUUUUCUUUUUGGCUACCCUUUUGUGUGAAUUUUCUUUUUGUUAACCAUUAUGUAUCAAGCUUUUGCGUGUGAAAGUUGCUGUAAAAUUACCAUGUGACCUAGACACCUAGUGAUUAUGAUUGCCAGUCACAUAAAGUGUACUCUAUUCUUGAGCAGUUACAUUCGUUGCAAUCUGAAAUAUUUCUCACUCGCCCCUUCUGCUUGUGAACUUAGAGCAACAUAACGUGGUUGCCGCACCCUGCGAUAUUAAUUUGAGUAACUUGGAUGCGAUGAAAAAUAGGGAAUCUGCAAGGAA
Messenger RNA from Arachis stenosperma, 1841 nucleotides. Its product is annotated as kinetochore protein SPC25 homolog. Gene Ontology annotation, biological process: chromosome segregation. The coding region runs from base 248 to 1168 and encodes 306 amino acids. The transcript is spliced from 9 exons. The record is from RefSeq and is a predicted model, not a curated record. Lineage: Eukaryota; Viridiplantae; Streptophyta; Magnoliopsida; Fabales; Fabaceae. Gene Ontology annotation, cellular component: Ndc80 complex.